UUUAUGGGAAAGUUUAUGGUUGCUAAAGGGAUCUGAAUUCACCGGUAAAGGUACAGCCAAUUGACUUUACGGCUUUAAAAAGACCCGAUCUGGCCUUUUUGAGUCUUGUAACCAUAAAGAGACUUCGUUUGCACAGAACUGACUUACAUAAGAACUUGAAACGAAUAACAAAGAAGUAGGCUUCCUCUGUCGCUAUGGCGAAGAGGUGCAAUCCAGACUGUAAAAUGAAAACGAUGCUCUCAUAACAAGUUUAGAGUCAUUCGAUGGUUCAGAAAGGGCGAUGAUUCCUGGUCCCAGGGACUUUUUGUUGGAGGCGUGGAUCUAACCGAACAGUGCAGAUGGAGUUUGCUUUUAACAUCAAUGACUUGUUACCCGAUCUAAUUACAGUCGUUGACGACAAGUUAGCCCCAUUUCGGUCGCGAAUUAAAAAUGACAGGUAUGAAUUUGCAAACAAGCAAUCUCAGCUGAAGAUAGUUAUUGAUCACAUGGGGGAAGCUUCUACAAGGGCCCAAGGUUUGAGAGCACCAAUUACAAGUGCAUUAAAACUGCAACAUUCAGACCACAGGCUUUAUGUUAUGAAGGAUUCAGCUGCAAACAAUGGCCAAGGAGCAGUUGUGGGGAUUCUUAAAGUUGGUCAUAAAAAGUUGUUUUUAAUGGAUAUGCAAAGUGUGCAGUAUGAAGUCAAUCCCUUGUGUGUAUUGGAUUUCUAUGUCCAUGAAUCUCGUCAGAGAACUGGUUGUGGCAAAAGGCUAUUUGAACACAUGUUGAAGAUGGAAGGUAGAAUGGUUUAUCAGCUAGCUAUUGACAGACCAUCUCACAAGUUUGUCUCUUUUCUGAAGAAAUAUCAUGGCUUUAAAAAUGCAAUUCCUCAGGCAAACAACUUUGUGAUUCAUGAGCAUUUCUUCUCGGAUCUGCAGGCUGUUGGCCAUGUACCGCGUCGAAGUUAUCGCUUUGCUAAUGCCAGUCUAUCAGGGAAGCCCCCAAUACAUACAUACAGAAAGACAAGUCAUGCUCGUGACACUCCACCUCUGCUGCUGCGUCGUCAGUCUUCUUCCAGCCGUCAGUCCAGUCGACCGAAUAGCGGCAGAGAGUUCUCACACGACACUGCACACAGCGGCGAAUCCGAGCCGUCAGCCUUGCAGCGAAUAAACAAUUCUCUACAAGACAUCAACCUUCCUCCAGUAGUGCCAAGGCCUUCAUCACGAAACUCGGCACCAGGCUCACGGGGUUCCUCUGCAGGGCGGAGGUCUGUGACGAGACAGAUGGAGUUAGGAACACCAGAAGCGACCGGUCACGUUAGCUCUGAGACCUACAACGCGUCACGUGGUUUGGCGGCUCGCGCCACUUCGUACAGCCGCCACUCAAACCGCGGGAAUUCAGCGGACUUUUCAAAGACCGAAAAAGACGUCGUAGUUACGGGCACAAAAGUUAGUGACAAUUUUUAUAGGAACAAUAGCGGAGGAAGAGCACGAUCUCUGCAUCUUACCUCAGUCGAAAAUCCUUUCCUGGGACACGGAGUUAUGGAAAAAACUUCUCCACAGAGGAAACAAGAAAGAGCAGGAACGCAAGAACAAAUGGCCUCGACGAUGGUUCCGCCCGAAGAAGGCGCACAGGAUCAGAACUUCAAUAUCACUGACAAAAAAGAGACAUCAGAGACAUCACAACAAAGUGGAAUAACACCAUCGGGAAGUUUUACCGUCGGCACAAUGUUUAAAGCCCAUUUUGGUAACAGACAACCUUUCAUCGGUAGCUCCUGGAAUAUUUUUGGAGUUCCGACCUUUAUGAAUAAAGACUCUAAUUCAGCUCACUACGCGUACACGAGACGAACACAAAGUAGACAUCACCCGUUUUGAGGAGUUCAUGUACAUAAUGCACUCCUGCUAAUAUCGGGCUGGUUCCGUGGGGAACGAAUUUUCUUCGGUUGUAAACGAGCAACGCUUUUAUUAAUGUUCAUCAUUUAGUUUCCGAGUAAACCUUCGCUAUCCUGGUAUAACAUUUGUUUAUUCCUAUCUCUUCAAUGGUUGUCUAAAUCAGCAAACGAUUAUGUCAAAGGUAAUUACAGCAAUUUUCAAUUGAGUGUCGAAUGUAAUCCGAGAUAGCAUUGGUUUCGCUUUAUUCCGCUCUGUGAUUGGUCAAGAAAACUCACGCCAAUCCUCUUAACCAAUCAGAUUCGAAACUUGAACUUAUCUUGACUCGGCCAUUUGCCUUUUCCCGCGUUUCAGGCAGUGUACUUGACUUUUCAUCGGCGCCUUCUGUGUUCUCGUUUCGUCGUAUUUCUGUUGCCAUUACUGUAAUUUUGGUUUGAUGACACUCACUCAAAAUUGGCUUAAAUUUGAUCAAUUUAUGAUCGAUUUUUCAAGACGUGACUUUAAACAUGAUUUCUUCAUGUUAACAGCGGCAAAGGUCGAGUGAGGGCCUUUAACUCGACACCUUUACGUAGACACCCCUCUCCCCUUUUCCUCUUCCCCUGGUUAAGGGAAGGAAGUGUUACAAUCUAACUCCGCACCGCCACCAACCCGGAUAACGAGGCAUGGCAAAUUGAAUCUGUAUCUUAACAUAAAUUAUUAUCACGUACGUUUAACUUCGCGCCCUUUCAAGAGAACCGUCGAAGAGGUGACCAGAACGCACAAAGUUAAUAUCAUUGUAUGAUUUUAUCUUGAUUGAACGCAUUGAUAGUGUGUAGGAUAGUUCAGUGUGCGAGUUUUUCAUGCUACCUACAUCACUUCUAUAAAUAAUUAUUUUUACUU
Messenger RNA from Pocillopora verrucosa, 2747 nucleotides. Its product is annotated as alpha-tubulin N-acetyltransferase 1-like. Gene Ontology annotation, biological process: alpha-tubulin acetylation. Gene Ontology annotation, molecular function: tubulin N-acetyltransferase activity. Lineage: Eukaryota; Metazoa; Cnidaria; Anthozoa; Scleractinia; Pocilloporidae. The record is from RefSeq and is a predicted model, not a curated record. Gene Ontology annotation, cellular component: microtubule.